Messenger RNA from Kwoniella botswanensis, 327 nucleotides. RefSeq lists its product as uncharacterized. Gene Ontology annotation, molecular function: nucleic acid binding; zinc ion binding. Gene Ontology annotation, cellular component: RNA polymerase III complex. Lineage: Eukaryota; Fungi; Basidiomycota; Tremellomycetes; Tremellales; Cryptococcaceae. The coding region runs from base 1 to 327 and encodes 108 amino acids. The transcript is spliced from 6 exons. The record is from RefSeq and is a predicted model, not a curated record. Gene Ontology annotation, biological process: termination of RNA polymerase III transcription; DNA-templated transcription.
AUGCUCUUCUGCCCUUACUGUGCGAAUAACUUGACGAUAGGGGAUAGGGAGGAUAGUAAUGACAAGUGCUGGAUAUGCCCCACUUGUCCAUAUCAGUAUAUCAUCGACCGACAGAUAUCAAUGAGAACCCAUCUGAAACGAAAGGAAGUGGAUGACGUUUUGGGAGGUAAAGAAGCUUGGGCGAAUGUAGAUAAGAUUGAUACUGCCUGUCCUAAAUGCGAUUUCAGAAAAGCAUAUUUCCGUCAGUUGCAGAUUAGGUCGGCGGAUGAACCGAUGACUACUUUCUACAAAUGCUGCGAAUGUGCUCAUCAAUGGCGAGAAAACUAG